UUUUCCCUCUACGUACACCCGCUCCUUAACUUGCUUAAUGAUUCCGCUGAAAUAUCGGCUGAUAUGUAUGCUGACGACUUAUCAAUCAUCAUCAAAGGGCAGUCUCGCGAAGAGGCUAUCCCCAAGGCCAAUCUAGUUCUCCGACAGCUCCAUGAAUGGAGCAUUCAGAACGACCUCCUGGUGAAUCCGUUAAAGUGCGAAGCAGCAUGGUUUACAAUGUCAACACACACUGAAGAUGAUCGCGAUCCAGAUGAUAAACAUAAGCUAAUCUAUAACGGCCAUGUAAUACCCGUGUCAACUAUGGGAUCCACCCAUCUCCCUAAGCUGCUUGGUAUACCACUUGAUCCGCGGCUGUCCUUCAAUACCGCCGCGAACGCCCAGAGUGCUGCCACAUCGACUCGUAUAGCUCAAUUAAAAUGUGUAGCACAUAAAUCGGCCGGACCUCGACCCCAUGACAUGAGAACUUUUGUCAUUGGAUAUGGAUCGUCCAAACUUCUAUAUGGAAGUGAACUUACAUGGGCAUUAAGUGAUGACUCUGCAAAAAAUGUAUUAAUGCGGACCCAAGCAAGUCUUGCUAGAAUAGUCAGUGGAGUUCCAUCCACGACGGACCCUGAAUCUGCUCUACUGGAAGCAAAUAUGAUGCCUCUACAUAUUAUUGCUCUUCGUGCUCGCUUUGCACUAUUUGAGCGAGUACGUGCAUGUUGUAAGGACUGGUAUCAUCGCCCGCCUCCAGAACCUCCUCCGCGUAAAGGUUUUCGAAUAUCGCCCAUAUCACGUCGAGAUCUCUACUCCUUAGUAGACUCUCUCAUGAUGGAAAACGGUAUUAAUCAGCAUAGUACAAGGGAAGUUCGUUUUUUCCAUACAAGCAUUCCGCCGUGGUCAGUGCACCUCGCUUCCAACGUUACCUUUGGUCUCGAAGUUUUCUAUGAUCGUUCUCUUACGGAUGAUAAAGCCAUCACUCAAGCUAAACAGAGCGCGAGUAUGGCCGCUCUUCAAGUUCACGCGUAUCGACGUUGGGUCGUCUCCACAGAUGGAGGUGUUUCCCAUCCUCAGUCGGCAGGAGUAGCACUUCUUUUUCAAUCGUUUGCUAACCUUAGCACCAUUGAUCGCGUCAGCAUUAAUUGUGGUUGUGUUCCUUGCAGUUACAGAACGGAAGCUUCAGCUGUGCUGUUAGCUUUAGAUAAAUUAGUGUUGCCACGAAUAAAGGAGAAGGACAAAACCUUACUAAUUGUAACAGACAGUCAGUCUCUUCUGGCUGCCCUUAAUAAAGGUCCUUUGAGUCAGACGGAUUAUACUGAAGAUCAAAUCUGGACUCGACUCAUCAAGCUUACUCUUAAUGGAUGGUCUAUACAUCUUCAAUUUUGUUAUAGCCACUGCGGUGUAGAAAUGAAUGAAUUAGCAGAUAAAUAUGCAACAAAAUGUAUGGAAACCGGGCAGUAUACGGAAUCGGAUGUGAAACCACUUUGGCACACGGAUCUUGAAACCCUUCUAGUUCGUAGGCUCAAAGAACAAUGGAAAGAAUCACUACGUACGGAUACUCAUCGAUAUAGCCUUUGUGGAGAUCGAUCGGCUGAUUUGAGUGGUACCGACCUUAUUACUGGUAACCUUCUCACUAGAUCAGAACUAGUCCACUUGGCCCGAGCUCGGUGUGGUGAAUCUGAGUUUUUUGGACGCCUUUUCUGGAGUGUGAGGGACUGCUUGCCGACGUGCAGACUGUGCAACCGCACACCAGAACAAUCAGCAGCGCUUUUACGUGAUACUCAAUUGUCAGAAGACAAUACAAACAGUCAAACCUCAUCACUUCAACAAUCUCGAACGGUACCUGGGGUGCCCGUAAAUAGAAGAGAAGAACCAUGUCCAUAUUGCGAUAAGGUCUAUCGUGGUUUUUCUAAUCUUAAACUUCACUGCAAACAACAUCACAGUGAUCAGCCGGCCCCUACCGCUCAACUUAAAUGUGACUUCUGUGACGAAGUAUAUGACAAUCGACGGAGUGCGGCACAGCACCGUAUGCGCUGUGCAUUAAAUCCUAGCGGCCUUCAUUCCCGUAAUAGUGGUCCGAGACGAAGAUCCCAUCUUCCUACUCAUCAACCAUCUACUACGUUAACUCAACAUGGACCAAUGGAAACGCUUCAUCACAUUCUCUAUGAAUGUCCUGAAGCUCGAAGUUUUCUGGACGAACUACAUAUACUGCAGGAUAUACAAGCGGAAAAAUACUCUAUGUGGCAAUUUCUUCACAGUAAGAAGUUACUGACGCUACUGCAACGGCUAUUUGGACUAGUCAUAGAGAAGGAUGGCUACACGCGCAGAUGA
Trypanosoma theileri is the source of this 2310-nucleotide messenger RNA. Its product is annotated as L1Tco protein. NCBI's taxonomy places the organism in Eukaryota, Euglenozoa, Kinetoplastea, Trypanosomatida, Trypanosomatidae. The annotation marks the transcript as partial. The record is from RefSeq and is a predicted model, not a curated record. The transcript has a single exon. Gene Ontology annotation, molecular function: nucleic acid binding; RNA-DNA hybrid ribonuclease activity.